GCACAGUGCUACCCCGGCGCUCAGCUGAUGCACCCAGCCCGCUUCCCCCCUCGCUUUCACUCUGCUGUUUUAUCUCCAGUCCAUUCAUCGGAGGGUUUGCUUGGCCCAGUCCGCUACUCACAAAACUUCCUGCAUCGGAGGAAAAAGGUGGUGGUGGUGGUGGUGGGGUGUUACGGGGGUAGUUUUAGAGUCCGGGCUCCACUGUGAGGAUCAGGAGAGGGAUGGUGUGAUUCUUAAGAGACACAGAUUAUUAAAGAGGAAGAGGGAGACGCUCCGGCAGCAUCACUGAGACGCCCACCCCUGUCCUCGACCCCAUCCGUCUGUCUCCUUCAGCCCAGACUGGAGGUUUGAGAAGGGGGGGUGGAUCAUGGCUCAGACCAGGAGGAGCAUGUACAGCCGGACCACCAGCAGCGGCAGCAGCAGGAUGAGCUCAGACGGCGGUGGGCGGCCUGUCAAAGUGGGCUCCCUAGUGGAGGUGAUUGGAAAGGGCCAGCGUGGGACGGUGGCGUACAUCGGCACCACCCUGUUCGCCUCCGGGAAAUGGGUGGGCGUGAUCCUGGACGAGGCCAAGGGCAAGAACGACGGCACGGUUCAGGGCAAGCGCUACUUCACCUGCGAGGAGAAUCAUGGGAUAUUUGUCAGACAGUCCCAGAUCCAGCUGGUCGAUGAUGGAGCAGACACGACUUCCCCGGAGACGCCCGAGCCCGGCACCGCCAAGGUCCCCAAACGAGAGAUCCUGGAAACGCCCAAAUCUGCUAAACUGACCACGGCCCGACGGCCCAAGCAGCCCAGUCGGACCACGGGGAGCGCCGGGAAGGGGGCGGCGUCCGGGUCAGCCUCCGCCUCUGCUGGGGAGAUGAGCAGCAGCGAGCCCAGCACCCCCGCCCAGACCCCGCUGGCCGCCCCCGUCAUCCCCACCCUCCACUCCCCCGGAAACCCCCCAGCCCCAACCCCCAGCAAGGAGGAAGAGGCGCUGCGUGCUCAGGUGAAGGACCUGGAGGAGAAGCUGGAGACUCUGAAGAUGAAGCGAACUGAGGACAAAGCCAAGCUGAAGGAGCUGGAGAAGCACAAGAUCCAACUGGAGCAGCUGCAGGAGUGGAAGAACAAGAUGCAGGAGCAGCAGGCGGAGCUGCAGAAACAACUGAAGGAGGCCAAGAGGGAGGCAAAAGAAGCCCUGGAGGCCAAGGAGCGCUACAUGGAGGAGAUGUCGGACACGGCGGAUGCCAUCGAGAUGGCCACGCUGGAUAAGGAGAUGGCCGAGGAGAGGGCGGAGUCUCUGCAGCUUGAGGUGGACUCACUCAAGGAGAAGGUGGACGAGCUCACCAUGGACCUGGAGAUCCUCAAGCACGAGAUCGAAGAGAAAGGUUCAGAUGGAGCUGCUUCCAGUUACCACGUCAAACAGCUGGAAGAGCAGAACAGUCGCCUGAAGGAGGCUCUGGUCAGGAUGCGCGACCUGUCGUCGUCAGAGAAGCAGGAACACGUCAAGUUACAGAAACAGAUGGAGAAGAAGAACGUGGAGCUGGACACCUGGAGGAGUCAGAAGGAGAAGCUGCAGGAGGAGAUGACAGCGGCGGAAAAGACCAUCGACGAGCUGAAGGAGCAGGUGGAUGCAGCGUUGGGGGCCGAGGAGAUGGUGGAGACUUUGACCGAGAGGAACCUGGACCUGGAGGAGAAAGUCCGGGAGCUCAGAGAGACCGUCACGGAUCUGGAGGCCAUUAAUGAGAUGAAUGACGAGCUGCAGGAAAACGCCCGAGAGACGGAGCUGGAGCUCAGAGAGAUGUUGGAUCUGGGAGGAGCUCGAGUCCGAGAGGCUGAGAAACGAGUGGAGGCUGCACAGGAAACAGUGGCCGAUUAUCAGCAGACCAUCAAGAAGUACAGAGAACUGACCGCUCACCUGCAGGAGGUGAACAGGGACCUGACCAGCCAACAGGAGGCGUCGGCCGAGCUACAGCAGCAGACGCCUGCAGAGAUGUUCGACUUCAAGAUUAAAUUUGCAGAAACGAAGGCAUACGCUAAGGCCAUAGAGAUGGAGCUGAGGAAGAUGGAGGUGGGUCAGGCCAACAGACACGUGUCUCUGCUCACUGCCUUCAUGCCUGAGUCCUUCCUCCGACACGGCGGCGACCACGACUGCAUCCUGGUUCUGCUGCUCAUCCCCAGGCUCAUCUGCAAGGCGGAGCUGAUCAGUAAACAGGCCCAGGAGAAGUUCGACCUGAAUGAGAACUGUGUGGAACGAGCUGGCCUUAAAGGCGCCGUGGGUGAACAGCUGAGCUUCGCUGGAGGCCUGGUCUACUCGCUCAGUCUGCUGCAGGCGACGCUGCACAAAUACGAGCAAGCUCUGGAUCAGUGCAGCGUCGACGUCUACAAGAAGAUCGGAUCUCUGUACCCGGAGAUGAGCGUCCACGAGCGUUCGCUGGAUUUCCUCAUCGACCUCCUGCACAAAGACCAACUGGACGAAACCGUCAACGUGGAGCCACUCACCAAAGCCAUCAAGUACUAUCAGCACCUGUACAGCAUCCACCUGGUGGACCAGAACGAGGACUGCACCAUGCAACUGGCCGACCACAUCCGAUUUACCCAGAGUGCCUUGGACUGCAUGGCGGUGGAGGUGGGCCGUCUGCGGGCCUUCCUCCACGCCGGUCAGGAGAAGGCCGACCUGGCCGUCCUCCUCAAGGACCUGGAAACGUCCUGCAGUGACAUCCGACAGUUCUGCAAGAAGAUCCGCCGCAGGAUGCCCGGAACCGACGCCCCCGGCAUCCCGGCGGCGCUCAACUUUGGACAGCAGGUGUCGGACACGCUGUCGGACUGUAGGAAACACCUGACCUGGGUGGUGGCGGUUCUGCAGGAGGUGGCGGCGGCUGGAGCCCAGAUGAUGUCACCACUGGGGGAACAGGAGGGACUGUCGGCCGUCAAACUGGAGGAUGUGGCGUUCAAGGCCGGAGAACAGAUCUACGGAUCGCAGGGCGCCAACCCCUAUGAGUGUCUGCGACAAUCCUGCAGCAUCGUCAUAGCAACCAUGAACAAGAUGGCCACCGCCAUGCAGGAGGGAGAGUACGACUCAGAGAAGCCUCAGAACAAGAAUCCUCCACCAGUCGACCUGCGGGCGGCGGCUCUUCGGGCAGAAAUCACUGACGCAGAAGGACUGGGCAUGAAGCUGGAGGACAGAGAGACGGUGAUAAAAGAGCUGAAGAAGUCUCUGAAGAUUAAGGGGGAGGAGCUAAGCGAGGCCAACGUCCGCCUCAGUUUACUGGAGAAGAAACUGGACAGUUCAUCCAAAGAUGCCGAUGAGCGUGUGGAGAAGAUCCAGACCCGACUGGAUGAAGCCCAGACACUGCUGAAGAAGAAGGAGAAGGAGUUCGAGGAGACGAUGGACGCCCUCCAGGCGGACAUCGACCAGCUGGAGGCGGAGAAGACGGAGCUGAAGCAGAGGAUCAACAGCCAAUCAAAGAUGACCGUGGACGGGCUGAGAGGAAGCGGCUCAACGGGAAUCGCCUCCAUCGUCACCGGAAUAACAGGAGACGAACAGAAAGCCAACCUGAUGUCUGGUGUCGGUCCCGGUUCUGGGGUCCAGGUGAUGGACUCUCCUCUGCUGACCCAGCAGAUCCAAGCCCAGAGACUGUGCAUCAAACACCUGAAGAACGACAACAACCGACUGAAGGCUGAGAGGAUGCGGGCCCAGCUGGCCUCGCUGCCCCCCCUCCACGUCACCAAACUCCCCUCCAAGGACGGGGGCGGUCCUGAGGUGGUCUCCAGCGCCCUGUACCGUAAAACCGACCAGCUGUUGGAGACGCUGCUGCAGAUGAGCGCCAACGUCAAAGUGGUGGACGUCACCGGCAAGUGUCCAGUGACCCCCAGUGGUCAGCUGUUGGAACAGACGGCCCGCUUACAGUCCCUGAGGGACACCCUGGACCGGCUCAAGGAUGAAGUGGCAGAACACGUGGUGAACCAACAGCCUGGAGCCAGAGUGUCAUCUGACUUUGCAACGUUCCCAUCCACGACGUUUGUGAAGGCGAAGGAGGAGCGGUUUGCCGACGCCGUCCUGGUGGGUCGGGUUCUGGUCCCGUGUCCUCGUGGUCAGGAGCAGGUCCACCGCCUGGUCCUGUCCCAGUCCCAGCUCCAGAGAGUCCACAGUCUGCUGAGGACGUAAACCACUGCUGCCCCCCCCCCCAAACCAAACCCCGCCCACCAUCAGAUCUGUGUCCACGCCAGGGUCAGAGGUCACGACCAGGACGCACGGUAUUUAAAUCUGAUCAGUGAUUGACGCGACUGAAGGUUUUAUCUGAAGGACUUUGACCUUUGAGCUGCUUUUACAUGGAUCUAAUGUUCAACUGAAGGAGAACGGAUCACAUAGAACCGGUUCCACGUCCUCCCAGUUUGAUCUGAAGUGGAUCAGAGCAGGAAAACAACAACAGUACAAUGUAACGACAAACAUUAUCUAUAGGCUUUAGAGUCAAACAAGUGGUUCCAGGCACAACAAGCCCCGCCUCUCACAUGUACAGGAGCUUAUUUUAGCAUCCAUCCAGCUGAUGUCAUCAUUAGUCGCUUUUCCAUCGGACACCUGCGCAAAACUUUACCGAGAUUUAUGAAAAGCCCCCCCCCCCCC
This is a messenger RNA of Sphaeramia orbicularis (orbiculate cardinalfish), 4600 nucleotides long. RefSeq names its product dynactin 1b (gene dctn1b). The record is from RefSeq and is a predicted model, not a curated record. NCBI's taxonomy places the organism in Eukaryota, Metazoa, Chordata, Actinopteri, Kurtiformes, Apogonidae. The transcript is spliced from 29 exons. Bases 368 to 4144 code for a protein of 1258 amino acids. Gene Ontology annotation, cellular component: kinetochore; microtubule associated complex; axon. Gene Ontology annotation, biological process: establishment of mitotic spindle orientation; nuclear migration.